AUGGGAUGUACAAGUUCAAAAAAAUCAAAAAUAUACAUAGGACUUACAACAGAACAAAUAGCUUUACUUAAAGAAAAAACUAAAUUUACUGAAAAAGAAAUUCGAGAGUGGCAUUCUGGUUUUUUAAAAGAUUGCCCAAAUGGUAAACUUCAUAAAAGUCAAUUGAUCAGUGUUUAUAAACAGUUUUAUCCACAAGGCAAUGUUAAACCUUUUUGCAAAUAUGUAUUUGCUGCGGUUGAUAUUAAUAAUGAUGGUAAAAUUGAUUUUGUUGAAUAUCUUUUACAAAUUGCUGCAUUGACACAACGUGAUCUUAACAAACGACUUGCAGCUGCAUUUGAUAUAUAUGAUAUUUCGAGAGAUGGUGAAAUCGAUCAUAAAGAACUAAGUACUUUGAUAUCAGCUCUAUAUGAUCUUGUUGGUGAACACGAUCGUAAAGGCAAUCGUGCUCCAAAGAAACGUGCUACUGAUAUUAUUGCCAAACUUGAUAUGAGUGGUGAUAAGAAAUUGAACAAACAAGAAUUUAUUGCUGGAUGUCAAAAUGAUUCAGUACUGCGUCGGAUACUUGCACCCACUGUUUGA
Molecule: messenger RNA, 579 nt
Organism: Adineta steineri
Lineage: Eukaryota; Metazoa; Rotifera; Eurotatoria; Adinetida; Adinetidae
Source: the annotation of a GenBank genome assembly